Molecule: messenger RNA, 1872 nt
Organism: Nakaseomyces glabratus
Lineage: Eukaryota; Fungi; Ascomycota; Saccharomycetes; Saccharomycetales; Saccharomycetaceae
Gene: NEL1
Product: GTPase-activating protein NEL1
Biological process (GO): intracellular protein transport; endoplasmic reticulum to Golgi vesicle-mediated transport; COPII-coated vesicle cargo loading
Cellular component (GO): COPII vesicle coat; endoplasmic reticulum exit site
Molecular function (GO): GTPase activator activity
Source: RefSeq, a predicted model, not a curated record
AUGCAGUUGCAGUGUGCUCAGGCUGCUGUAACGGAGUCGUCCCAUUUGCGGGACAUAGACAAUAAUGAGAAUGUUCUGUACUCGAUUUUUGAGCCGUUUCUCCCUGAACAAGAUGAUAAUAUGGUUGACGGGGAUUCCAGUGUAUGUUCAGUAUGCGGAUGCCACAUAUAUGAGAAGGAGGUGUGUCAUAUAUGUGACUCAGUGAGGCUUGGCGACAUGAACGGUUAUACCUUGAGGACUGGCGAUGCUCGAGUGCCUCUAGAAGGUCGGGUGAUUGUGAUAGACACUAUAUGUGAAGAAAUAGAGUUUUUGGCAUUAAAGACCAAGCUCGUCGAUUUCUUGAGCCAGAUCGACCCUGUGCCCUCACUUUUAAUAUCGUUGCAUGCCGAUGGCACAAUCAAAAUCCAUGGAAGCGAGAAGAUAGCGUCCAUAUAUGUGGAGCAUCUGAGGGUGAAAUAUGCUUUCAAGAGGCAUGAUAAAAAAUAUUUUAUGAAACUGAUAGAUGGAAUUGAGAUUAUGAAUAGUUAUAACGAGCAUGUCAUUGCACAUAUAAAGGCGCUGAGAAACUCAGUAUACACUCAUAAUAGGAAGAAAAGGGCUAAGCGUGCUACUGGAUGUGCACUUUUUUUGGCUAAUCUUUUGUGCAAGUCGGAUAAACUGCAUUAUGAAGUUUUAUCUUUUCUCUCAGGUCCCUGUACACUUGGGAAUGGUAAGGUCAUUUCUAGAGAGGUCAAGAACACUAUCAGACAAUUUACUGAUCUAGACCAACAAAAGGCUAAAUAUUUUGAUGACGCAAGGAGUUUCUAUAAGUACUUGGCAGCAGAUAGUAAGUCAGUUGCUUAUGGAUUUUACAUCAAUUGCCUGGAUCAAAUUGGCAUUUAUGAAAUGUCGCCAUUGAUUAAGCAAUCCGGUAUAAUAUAUCAAUUUGAUAGUUUCCAGGACACCGACUUGCAUGAUGCCUUUGACAAGUACAAAUUCUUUAAGAAAAGCAACGCCAUUUAUGAUGUGAAAAUUAAUGUUGUAACUUCACCUGGUAUUCAGUGGCAGAAAAAUCACGAUGUUCCAUUAAAUUGGAGUAUGAUAUUCAACAAAACGAGCAUCAGUAUUCCUAUUAGGCUGAAAAUUCAGGACUUUACAAAAAAGUUUUACAAUAUACAGGCUACCCUAGAGUAUACUUUAGGUCCAAACAGAUACAAAUAUGUUAAAAACGCAGUAAUACAUGGUAAGGACAAUAUUGCUAAAAAUAUUAUGUUCCAUAAUGUCUUACUUGCGUCGAUCACGAAAGAAAUUGCUUGGGAGACACUUAAUGAGAAGUAUUACUCAUCUCAAACAUGUACAAAAUACAGAGAGGUAAUACUUAAGAGAAUUGCCCCAAGAUUCAAGCAUAAUAUGGAUGUACUACAUUACAUUUACAAUCUGUUACGCUCCAAUCUGUUGACCACAAGAAACAUGUCUCCGGAUGAGCGUGUUAUUGCUGCCCAUGAGAUAGCGUAUUCGACCAUGGAAAAGAUCGUUUUGAUGAUCAAACCAAAGAUUCUAUUGGCAAGAGAGGCGGACAUCGAGCCUCAGGAAGUGGAAAUUACUGCAGAAUUGUACGCGGACAGGCACUCGAUGUUGGGAGUGGAUGCUGGAAACUUGUUUCUACUAAGAAAAUCUGAUGACAUAGACAACAAUGAAUUGCGCGAAACUAUAGAAAGAUGGUUCCGGAAGAGGGACACAUACAGUGUAACGAUAAUACCUUUAAUUGAAGUAGUCCCAGGCAGCGGUCAGGACAGGUUUUUCAAAUACAAAUUAAUUCCGAUGGUCUCUCAACAGGCGUCGGCUGUACACUCCGAAGACACAUCAUUCGAAGAGUUUGUAAGACAAUUAUGA